Triplophysa dalaica is the source of this 2143-nucleotide messenger RNA. RefSeq names its product zinc finger and BTB domain containing 2a (gene zbtb2a). The record is from RefSeq and is a predicted model, not a curated record. Gene Ontology annotation, biological process: negative regulation of transcription by RNA polymerase II; regulation of cytokine production; regulation of immune system process. Lineage: Eukaryota; Metazoa; Chordata; Actinopteri; Cypriniformes; Nemacheilidae. The coding region runs from base 678 to 2009 and encodes 443 amino acids. Gene Ontology annotation, molecular function: protein binding. The transcript has 3 exons.
ACAUCUGAACGCUCGUUUCACUUUUGAAAGUGUUGGGUAACGUUAAACCGUUGUCGGUUUGUCUUCACCAUGAACACUAUUAACAUGUCUAAGGAUUAAUACAUAAAUCUGUGUUUGCUGUAUUCAUGUUGUAAUGAUUAAUAAAUGUUAUGCGUCAUUUAUUUGAUUCACUGCGUGACGGCGGGUUUCGUCUGCGUCUGCGGAAACUUGUAACGUUACUCGGAAUUCACCAGUAUGGGCGGAGAGCGCACGCGCGCGCGCGCGCGCAACAAAACAUUCAAAACUUUAAACGAACAUACUGUACAUAUAUACAGUUGCCCCUAAAAUAAUUUGAUUAAAAUAUUUCUAAUGCCAUUGCAUUAAAUGAAACGCGUAGACACAUUUUGAAUGACAUUUGCCUUAUAAUAAAAGUGUGACAGCAGAGUAACCACAGGUGUGGUUCAUCACAUGAACUAUAUCACGAACGUUUGACAGCUAUGAAGUGUCAUACUACGUCUUUGUAUUUUAUUUUAAUAAGUCUAUCUACUUUAGUUGUUCGACACUUGAUUAAUAGAAUAAACGCCACUUGUUUUGAUAUUUUGUUUAUGACAUUUUUGAGGUAUUAAAAUAGAUACUGACAUAGAUACAUACUCAGAUUUGUUGACAAAUGAGGACCUCCAACUGUUGCAGGUGCAAGAAUGGACCUGGCACAUCAUGGUCUUGUUCUUCUGAAGCGUCUAAAUGCUCAAAGGGAGUUUGGCUUCCUCUGUGACUGUACUGUGACCAUCGGAGACGUUCUUUUCAAAGCCCACAAAGCUGUUCUCGCGGCUUUUUCCAACUACUUUCGUAUGAUGUUCAUUCAUCAAGACGGGGACUGUGUUCGACUGAAGCCUUCAGAUGUACAACCAGACAUCUUUAGCUACCUGCUAAACCUGAUGUACACUGGAAAAUUUACCUCGCAGCCUAUUGACCCCGUUCGUCUGGAGCAGGGUGUGAAGUUCCUGCAUGCCUAUCCCUUACUACAGGAGGCCAGUCUUAUAAACCCCGAGUCCCAGUACGUACCUUUGACCAACUCGCUUUACGGCAUACAGAUUUCUGACCCAACUUGCAGUGCACAGAACAAAACUACAGCAUGCAGAGAUGACAACUGUGAAACUGUAGGCCAAGGAUGUUCAGACAUUUCUGAUAUGGAGUACAGAUCCCCACAACCCGUUGGCAUAGAGUCACCCACUCAGAACACCGCAGCUGCCGUGGUCCAACACCUCACAUAUGGAAUAAUGAGAAGAACAAUAUCCUCAAGAAAGCAUUACAGAUGCAAUCAUUGCGGUAUACGUUUUUCCCAGAGAUGCAAGUUAAGGGAACACCUGCUUGUCCACACCAACCAACCGAGAGAAUCACAGACAUUCUCAAUACACAACGACUACGGGGUUGAAGCAGACGGUCAGGAAAUGGAAGAGGAGCAUUUGCACGCUGACAGUGAUUUAUUAAGUGAUACAGAUCAACACACGUGGAUGGAGGAUACGCCUCCGCCCUCUGAUAUAGCUGAUAUAGACACCAUGGAGGGGACCGACAUGGAACGUGAAAUGAAGCGCCGUAAAUUUGAGUGUCCCACCUGUGCCCGCAAGUUUAUUCAGAGGAGCCACUGGCGUGAACACAUGUAUAUUCACACAGGGAAGCCGUACAAGUGUAGCACAUGUGGGAAGAACUUCUGCAGAGCGAAUCAAGCGUCCCGACAUGUUUGUUUGAGUCAGGGCACAGAUCCGUACAUUAUUGUCAACAAGCAAAGUCUGGUUCUCUGUGGUGGAGAAGACAACAGUCAGGUAGAAGCUCUGUUCCUGGCAUCAGAAAGACGGUACAAAUGUAGCAUUUGUGCGGUACCUUUUGCAAGCCCAUCUGAGGUUCCAAAACAUCAGUGUUUGGUUAAAGAUGAGACGGAGCCAUUGGUAGACAAUCCACUUGUAGUGAAUGAGGCUUUAGAAACAAAUCAAGUAACAGCCCCUUCCCAAGAUAUCAUGCUAAAGCAGCAGUAGCCUGUUUAAGUGUUAUCGUAUAGCCAUAUUAUAUUUGUUUCUUUUCCAGCGGUCAUGGUCUGUAUUGCCAUAAAGUCAACUACGUUUUUCAUUUUAAAUUUAAGGCCGUAUGUGUGUUCGUUUGAGGUCAAAUA